This is a messenger RNA of Solanum tuberosum (potato), 372 nucleotides long. RefSeq lists its product as uncharacterized. Lineage: Eukaryota; Viridiplantae; Streptophyta; Magnoliopsida; Solanales; Solanaceae. The record is from RefSeq and is a predicted model, not a curated record. The coding region runs from base 1 to 372 and encodes 123 amino acids. The transcript is spliced from 2 exons.
AUGACCACAAUCAGAUGCUUAUUAGCAAUUGCCACUAAGAAAGGGUGGGAUAUUUUUCAGUUUGAUGUCAACAAUGUUUUCUUGCAAGGAGAAUUGCAAGAGAAAGUCUACAUGAAAUUUCCUAAUGUAUCUUCUCCAAUGGAUCCUUCAGUUAAGCUAUCUGCAGAUUCAGGAACACCUUUGUCAAAUCCCACCAUUUAUAGACAUCUUAUUGGAAAGAUCAACUAUUUGACUCACACUAGACCAGAUCUAUCAUUUGUUAUGUUAACACUUAGUCAGUUUAUGCAUAUGCCUACUAAUGAUCAUUACAAUGCUGGUCCAAGAGUGAUUCGUUACCUGAAGAAAUCCCAAGCCAUGGCCUCUCUUCUUUAG